This is a messenger RNA of Podarcis lilfordi (Lilford's wall lizard), 36609 nucleotides long. Lineage: Eukaryota; Metazoa; Chordata; Lepidosauria; Squamata; Lacertidae. The record is from the annotation of a GenBank genome assembly.
CCGGCGAGCGGCGAGGACGCUUCUGACCCCGGCGGGCUGCGCUGGGCGAGGCCGCGCCCGACCCCGGCGGGCAUGGAGGCCCCGGAGGGCAGCGGGGCCGCCGGAGGGCAGCGGGGGCCAAUGACAUCCACGCCCAAAGAGCACCAUCCUCCUCCGGGCCUCCCCGACCGAGUGAGUGGCGACGGCCAGAGGGACCCCGGGGCCUCGCUUUCCGAAGGCCGCCCCUGCGGACCAGCCCUUCUCCGCCUCGGGACGCGGUUCCCCAGAGGGCGCAGGGCCUUAGAACGGUGGAGUUGGAAAGGGACCCUGGGAGGCAUCUGGGCCGAUCCCCUGCAAGGCAGGAAGAGGCGGCUGUCCCGCACGGGGAUCGAACCGGCAGCCUUGGCGUGAGCAGCACCGGCGCUCUAAGCCGUGCAUGAUGGGCGCUGUAGGCCAACCACGCCUGGGAUUCUGCCGCCUUGGUAACGGGUGCAAUUCUUUGAAGGCUCUUCUGGGCGGCAGCAGAUAAAGAUGUCAAACGGGGCAAAAAAGCUGCCGGCUGACUUUCUGGCUUACAUGUAGCAGCUCUCACCGUUAACUCCCAAUUAAUAUCUGAAGAAGUGUGCAUGCACACGAAAGCUUAUACCAAGAACAAACUUAGUCUCUCAAGUGCUACUGGACAUUUUUUUUAUAUAUUUCCCAAUUAAUAUGUAGAUUUACUCCUUUUACUGCCCCCAAUUAAAUAUAGUGGAUGCACCUCACAGUAUGCCAAUUAAAUGAAAGUCUACAAUUUACCACAAUUCUUGUGUGAUUUAGAGGAGGUAGGAGUUGAUCAAACAAUAAAAGUUUUAGUUACAAAAAGAAGUAGUUUGUGAAACAAAAUUGGGUCGUGAGAUGUGUUCUUUCAGGUAGAAGUCAACAUCACUUAAACUAAAUAUAAGGAUAUUGCAGGCUUAAACACACAGUUUUUCUUAAACUUCGGAUGCUAAAAAUCAGUUGUUACACUUCAGGUAGAUGUUCAAGGUUCUUGAAUAGGUGGUAAAAUGCUUAACUCAGUUUCUGCUACUUCCCUCUCGUUUCUUUACUUAGCUGUUAUAGGUAUUACAGUUAAAUACUUUUGACACAGCUGCUGCUGCUGCUGCUUCUUUGGCAAUCUUCUUUAGCCGAGUAAGAUUGUCUUCCAUGAACACGGUUUUAACAGUCAGUCCGUAAGUGACUGUGGAGGCCAAUUCUGGAUCCACACGUCCUUCCACAGCAGGGACAUUGGUUUCCGGACGGGAGUUGGUCACGGUGAGGAUUUGCCAAGCGUGCCUUCCUCUUAGCAUGUUUCUCCCUUGCGUCCUGAGUUCGAGUGUCUUCAAAGUCUAUGACACCUUUGGUCAAGGCUGUUCUCCAACUGGAGUGCUCACUGGCCAGUGUUUCCCAAUUGAAUACCCUGGUUCAUAAGUGAGGGGCACUUUUCCUCAGUUCCCCUCUCUUAGCAAUCCCACUACAGUGGUGCCCCGCAAGACGAAUGCCUCGCAAGACGGAAAAACCGCUAGACGAAAGGGUUUUCCGUUUUGGAGUUGCUUCGCAGGACGAAUUCCCCUAUGGGCUUGCUUCGCAAGACGAAAAUGUCUUGCGAGUCUUGAGAUUUUUUUUUCGCUUUUCCCCCCCUUUAUCUAAUCUGCUAAGCCUUUAAUAGCCUUUAAUAGCCUUUUAGCAGCUAAUCCCCUAAGCCUUUAAGCCUUUAAUAGCCGUUAAACCGCUAAUAGCGCUAAUCCGUUAAGCCGCUAAUAGGGUUGCUUCGCAAGACGAAAAAACCGCUAGACGAAGACUCUCGCGGAACGGAUUAAUUUCGUCUUGCGAGGCACCACUGUACUGAGGUAUUUUCAAAUAGUACAACAGACCCAGGGGAUCCCCUCCCCCUUGUUACUGGCUUAGGGGUCUUCUUUGCCAAGAAGAGAGCAAUGUUCCCUGCGCUCCUUCCGGGGCUAGAAAGGGCUUUGUUUAGCCUCCCGUUUGCUAGUAAAUCGGAAGUAGUGUGUCCCAAAACGAGGCAUCUCUGACAAGUGGGUCAUCAAGAUGAAAAGUCUGGAAAGCUCUGGCCUAGAAGAUCUCUCCCUCCCGCCUGGAAGGAGACCCCGCUUCGUCUGUCUUCCCCCAUCUUCUUCUCCCUCUCCUGGCUCAGACUCAGCCCUCCAGUUAGUUCCUGUCAGAAGACCUUCCCCAGACCCUCCACCCGCUCUUCCUAGCCAAGCUGCGAGGCUCCUUCCUCUGGCUAGAGAGUCUCCUCCGAGCGGAUGUGCCACUUGGAUCAGAGCCAGUUCUCCCUCAGUCAAAUCCUCUCCUCAUCCCUUUCUCCCAUCUCAACCAAGCCCUAUUUCUCAGCCUGAACCUUGUCUGACCCCUCAAAGCCAACCCUAACUCUCCCCCAGAAGCAGCCCUGUUUAUUUUCCCUCCAAAAGGGCUGGCUCCACCCCCUUCUGGCUGGCUGGCUGGGUAGCCAAUCAGAGAGAGGCUUCAGCCCUCUGUUGGAAUUUCUGAGCCUGGCGCUGCUGUCUGUCACACACAACAGCCAGAACCAUCCCUUCAGUUUUCAAAAUGCAAACUAGAUUUACCGUAGGUCAUUUGAGCACUAGGAUUCUUUAGCACUGCUGAGGCAUUGCUCAUCCAUAACCAGCUGGAAGUAGAAUUACAGUUAUGCUUCCACACAAAAUCUAUAAUAAAAUCCAUAGAACACCACUGGCAAGAUAACAUAAGCCCCAUUUAGGUUUAAACCAAUCCUGAUUUAAAAUAAAUGGCAAUAUAUAAGGCACUACACAUUGCACAUUUCACCUGAAGUUGUGUAGUUGGCUUCCUGGGCAACUUGCUGGCUUCCAAAAACGAGUAAACAUUGCUACUAAAAGCGUGUCUAAGCAAGUAUCUGAAGUUCCUAAAAGGUACAGCAUCACCUGAUGUUUCAUGGGGGGGGUGUACUUACCUUCUGUCGCUUGCAGAUUUUAACCACAUGAAGCAUCUUUGGGAUAAGACCUUCCUUUGUCUCUACAAGGCAAGGCAAGUUGAGGAAACCACUGCCAUAAAAGUUUAAACUCGGGGCUAAGAGUCCCAGAACCAUAAAACUGCAUAGCUUGGGCAAAAUAUUUACAUGUGUGCUUAAAACCACAGAGGGCAAACAACAAGCUACAAUCUUAAACCCGGGGGGGGGGGGUGUCUCAUAAUUGCACAGAUAAUCUAAACUGACUGCAUUUACACCCAUCCAUUCAUAGUUUUAUUCCUUAGCCGCCUUUCAGUAGUUAAAACCAUAUGAAAAAACACAUAAUUACAAGCACAAAAAUGUAAUGUAAUAAUAAACAAUAAAACAUCAGAAGCUGCAAAAUCUUAAUUCUUGUUAUAAAUACCCUGUUAGUGAUAACAUGAAUAUGCAAAGAGUUUUUUCCCCCCCACCCCCAUGAAGUAGACAGCAGAUUUUCUCCAAGUGGUGCAUGUAUCCUGCAGCUUAAGUAUGUUAGUUAUGUUUGGGCCACCUUAAGCACUGAGGUAGUCGUCUGUUCCCCAUCCAACUCCAACCUUCAUUUCCCUCUAUAAAUGAUACUGUUCUAAACAUGGAUGGAGAACCCUUGGCCCUCCAGAUCUUCAUGGCCUUCAGUUCCCAGCAGGCCUCAUCAGCAUAGCCAGUGGUGAGACAUGUAGUCCCAGCAACUCUUUGGAGGGCCACAGGUUCCCCAUCCCUGUUCUAGAAUGGGCAGUUCAGCAAGAGGUAGGGAUCACACCUGAUUAUUUAGUUAGGAGGAUUCCCCCAUUACUUAGCAGUUGACAUCUGAGAAGAACCUGAACUUUAUAAAGAACAUUCUUUAUAGGCUUCUAAACACACUGGCAUUUCUACAAAUGGCAGUUCUAGUUGGUUGGUCGCGGUAGGGUGGGGAAAGCCAUCUAUGCAGAAAGUUUUCAUUGUUUAUGCUUACUUUAAUGUGUUUGCUUGUUGUUUUUUCUAGACUGAUUCAGCAACAUCUUUAGAUAGUGACAGCUCAGGAGAAGACUGGCUUAUAAAAGUUUGCUGUCCAAAAGCCCGGCAUCGAUAUCGUAGAUACGCCCAAGGAAAAAAGGUCGAUAUUUUAGUAACCUGACUUUAAUGUAUCUAAGACUUGAGAAGAGGACAGCAAUGUCUAUGAACCUUUGUGACACAACAGUUCUCAGUGUGCAACCUGGAUAAUUGGGCAUUGGGUUGAUUUAGUAAAGAACUACAUAAUUGCUCAAAUUCUGCCUCUAUAUUUAGAUUUUGCUUUUAAAAAUUAGUCAAAUUCAUGUGUCACAUAUACUCAAAAUGCAGUGGGGAUAAACUCAUUCCCUCUUGCUCUAAACUCCUCCUCGAUCCAGUUGACCGGUGCAACUUGGACAUAACAAGUAGUAGUGCUUAUGCAUAUGCAGUUCAAAGCAUAGCAUAUUAAGUACUUUUAAACAACAACACUGAAUAUUUCAAAAUAAAUUUAAUGUGAUACAUGAAAAUGUAGGAGACCCCAUGAAAUUCCCAUGUCAUACGAACAUAAGAUUGCUGGAUCUGGCCAGUCAGAUGUCUGUGGGAAACCUGCAAGCAGCACAUGGGCAUGUGAGCACUUCCCUCUCCUGAGAGCUUUUCUAAAGACUUCCUACUCGUAGAAUUUAGCUCCUGAGUUAAAAGUUUUUUCUAGAUUUGGGUCUUAGCACACAAUGCCCUUACUGCGCCCUUACUAUUCUGUCUCACUGUUUAUUUUAAUAAACUUAUUAACUUAAGGGGCUCUACUUACCCUCUUCUUGCACAUCUGCUUAAUUCGCCUGGACGCUGUGUCAGCUGGGGCUUCCUGUAUCUUGUGAGCAUAAAGUAGUAAGGGCUGUGCCACGUCAGAUGCACACACACAAUAUCUCCAAGCAUAUAGUAUGAUUUUUAAAAAACAGAUAGUCUGAUUUUUUUUUAAGCAUCUGAUUUAAUAAUAAUAAUAAUAAUAAUAAUAAUAAUUUUUUAUUUAUACCCCACCCUCCCCAGCCAAGGCCGGGCUCAGAGCGGCUUACAAGCAAUAAUAAAAACAAGUUGAAUGAUUACAACUUAAAAACAAAAUUAAAAUACAACAUUAAAAUAUUAAAAUAUUAAAAUGUAGCCUCAUCGCAGGAGGAGACGGAAAGGAAAAAAGAAAGAGAGGGAGGGAAUCAAAUUGGCUCCAAGCCAAAGGCCAGACGGAACAACUCUGUCUUACAGGCCCUGCGGAAAGAAAUCAGAUCCUGCAGGGCCCUGGUCUCAUGAGGCAGAGCGUUCCACCAGGCCGGAGCCAGAGUUGAAAAGGCCCUGGCUCUGGUUGAAGCCAAUCUAACUUCCUUAGGGCCUGGGACCACUAGGGUGUUGUUAUUUAUGGACCUUGAGGCUCUCCGUGGGGCAUACCGGGAGAGGCGGUCCCAUAGGUACGAGGGUCCUAGGCCGUGAAGGGCUUUAAAGGUCAAAAGCAACAACUUAAAUCUGACCCUGAACUCUACCGGAAGCUAGUGCAGUUUGAAAAGCACUGGGUUUGAAAUGCUCCCAUGGCAGAGACCCCGUGAGGAGCCUCGCUGCAGCAUUCUGCACCCUCUGGAGUUUCUGGGUCAGCUUCAAGGGCAGCCCCGCGUAGAGCGAAUUACAGUAGUCAAGCCUGGAGAUGACCGUCACAUGGAUCACUGUGGCCAGGUCAGGGUGGGAAAGGUAAGGGACCAACUGCUUGAUGUGGCGAAGGUGGAAAAAUGUCGCCUUGGCUGUUGCUGUAACUUGCGCCUCCAUGGAAAGGGAGGCAUCAAGGAUUACACCCAAACUCUUAACGGAAGGCAAUGGCACUAAUUGGGCCCCCGCAAGAGAAGGGAGUUGGUCCCUCAUCCCCAUGCCAUCCCAACCCAGCCAUAGGACCUCAGUCUUCGAAGGAUUUAGUUUCAAUCGGCUCCCACGAAACCAUCCAGCCACAGCUUCCAAGCAUCUGGUCAGUGUGUUCGGGGCUGAGUCGGUGUGGCCAUCCAUCAGCAGAUAGAGCUGAGUGUCAUCAGCAUAUUGGUGACAGCCCAGCCCAAAGCUCCGGAUAAACUGGGCAAGGGAGCGCAUAAAGAUGUUAAAAAGCAUUGGGGAGAGAAUUGCGCCCUGCGGCACUCCACACACCAAGGAAUGGCGCGACGACAUUUCCCUCCCUAGUGGAAAGACAAUUUUUCUAGUCUGAUUUUUUAAAAAUUCCUACUCCCAACCCUCACUUUAUUUUCCUCAGUGCUUGGUUGUCCUGUGAAGGUGAAAAAUAUUGGCAUUUUUUCCAAGCCAAUUAAAUCAUCUUUUUAAUGACUGAAAUAAACUAAGUUUAUACUCUUGGGGCAACAUGCGGUGAUAUACAGUAUGUCCAUUUGUUCAAUGGAAAUUGGCUUGUGCAACAUGAUUUUCAGUUUCUCUUCUGCAUCUAGCCCCCUUGCAUGCUAGAGGAACGUUUGAGGGGGUUGGGAGGGUGCAGGAGGGAUGAGAGGAAAGAGAAACCCCCUUGUGUGAGCAGACACUUGCAUUACAUUGGCUCUCACCCUUUUUUAAGAAACACACUUGUUUUGAAACUGGGAAAUCCCUUGGAACUUAAAGCUCAUCAGCCUAUUGCUGUGAGACCUUUCCUGCUCACUCUUAAGUCAGAAGGAUGUGACAAUGAGACAUACUCUCAAGUAAGCAUUGCCUUAGAUGGUUUUUUUACUUUAAAUUUAUCCAGCAAAUAUCAUUACAGCCUACAAAGACUGGAUUCUCGCAUUUGGAUAAAGAAGAGGAUUUUAUAGCGCUUACAGAAUGGAUGCCUAUUACACCUUACCAGGUACAGAAGGUCAAAUGUUUUCUUGAAGAAAUGCAAUAAAGCUGAUGCAUUCUGAAUUCCAGACACAACUGAUUCUUAAUUUUUGAUGGAUAUGAUGACGGUAACAGUGCAUCAGUUCAUAAGAGCCUUCUUCUGUUUGCUUUUCCUUUCUUUCACAGUAUUUAAGAUUUGUGUUAUAUAUGUCGCCACAAUGCUUCUAAAAUUUUCAAAAAUGCUAUCCCUUCUUAAAGACAAGCUGUGUCUGACUUGGGAGGGGGAUUUCAGAGAGCACUGUUACUUAGUUUCCUACUGAUCCCAUGAAGCAAUCCUCUGUUUUAUGUUGUGUACCGCCCUGAGAUCUAUGGAUGAUGGGAGGUAUACAAAUUUAAUAAACAACAAUAACAUUAGAGAGACAGAAUGUAGAACAGGAUGUGCCACAAAACUUCAUCUGCCCAGGAAAUAGCAUAUGGAUAUUUAUUGUCUUUGUGCACCUUUGGGUGGAAAAUCAGCCAACACAUUUUACAGUGGUACUUCUGGAUGCGAAAGGGAUCCGUUCUGGAGCUCCGUUCGCAUCCAGAAGCGAACGCAACCCACGGGUCGCGAUUCGCCGCUUCCGUGCAUGCGCGUGACAUCAUUUUGACCGUCUGCGUAUGCGCAAGCAGCGAAACCUUGAAGUAACACACUCCAUUAUUUUUGGGUCGUCGCAGCGCACAACCCGUAAAUACUUAUUCCGAAGCUACUUCAACCCGAGGCAUGACUGUAUAAGUACAGUGGUACCUUGGGUUACAUACACUUCAGGUUACAGAUGCUUCAGGUUACAGACUCCGCUAACCCAGAAAUAGUACCUUGGGUUAAGAACUUUGCUUCAUGAUGAGAACAGAAAUUGCGCGGCAGUAGCGCAGCGGCAGCGGCAGGUGCCAUUAGCUAAAGUGGUAACUCAGGUUAAGAACAGUUUCAUGUUAAGAAUGGACCUCCUGAACGAAUUAAGUACAUAGCCAGAGGUACCACUGUAAACUAAACUGGCAAUUGAAGAUAGAUGACUAGAAGGAGCUGGAUACUGUUAAAAAAUAAUCUAUCUACUAAUUUGUUAAAUAUUCUUUAUCUCCUGUUGUGUGAAGGGAAACAGAUACAAGUUAAACAAAUGAAUUUUCAGAAAUCUGUUGUGGCUAAGGCUGGUGACAGAUGGAUGCUAGUGUUUUUAGAGUUGGUGAUUUGGAAAUGAAUUAUGGUUUGUUGGUUGUUUAUACAUUUAACUUUCAACUCAAAUAGGUUUUACAGGUUUUGUGUUGAUUAAAAAACUUGGAACAUCUGUAUGAAAGUGUUAUAAGUGUGGCAAAUUAAACAUGGGAAGCUGUAAUUCUUUCCACCCACUUUCAGCUCCCUUAAGGACUAUUUAUUUAUAUGUUUAAAAGAUAUACAGUGGUACCUCGGGUUACAGACGCUUCAGGUUACAGACUCCAUUAACCCAGAAAUAGUACCUCGGGUUAAGAACUUUGCUUCAGGAUGAGAACAGAAAUUGCGCAGCGGCAGCGGGAGGCCCCAUUAGCUAAAGUGGUGCUUCAGGUUAAGAACAGUUUCAGGUUAAGAAUGGACCUCCGGAACGAAUUCAGUUCUUAACCCGAGGUACCAUUGUAUUAGCCAUUCUUUGGUUGUAGCUCCCAGAGAAUCUAAAAAAAAAAAAAGCAUAAAAAUUGAGAUGUGGUAAUGCAAUCAUUUACAGUGGUACCUCGGGUUACAAACUUACCGUAUUUUUCGCUCUAUAAGACGCACCAGACCACAAGACGCACCUAGUUUUUGGAGGAGGAAAACAAGAAAAAAAAUAUUCUGAAUCUCAGAAGCCAGAACAGCAAAAGGGAUCGCUGCGCAGUGAAAGCAGCGAUCCCUCUUGCUGUUCUGGCUUCUGGGAUAGCUGUGCAGCCUGCAUUCGCUCCAUAAGAUGCACACACACUUCCCCUUACUUUUUAGGAGGGAAAAAGUGAGUCUUAAAGAGCAAAAAAACCGGUAAUUUGUUCUGGAAGUCCGUUCUUAACCCGAAGCAUUCUUAACCUGAGGCAUGCAUUCCCUACAUAUGUAGGCCUCCCGCGGCCCCAGAAGCAGAUUGCAUUCGUAUCCCGGGGCAAAGUUCACAACCUGGGACAUCUACUUCCGGGUUUGUGGAAUUCGUAACCCGAAGCGUUCGUAAGCAGGACUGUUCGUAACCCGAGGUACCACUGUACAGCUAUUGAAAUCUUAGUGUGAUAGCUACAUAGAAACACUGUUAAACCAGUUUCUUAUGUAUCAUUAAAGAUGUAUUGCAUGUUUGUGCUGUAAUUGGCCUGUUUCAUAGUUUCUCAGAACUAUAGCAGAAGACGAGAAUUUUGGGAAGCACUGUAUGUGUGCAUUGUACUUCUAAGAUACAGCACUUAAUAUUUCCAUAACACUAUGCCAAGUACAUUCUGCUUAGUCACCUUAUCUAAUUUCUGCAUAUCCAUUGCUGUUAUGCCAUGUUCUUUCAGGUAGAAAGAACUUCUAGGGAAUAAAGAAAAACAUCUCAAAGAAUUGAAUAAGUUGGAAUUGAGGACUGAUGUCACAGUCCUAUGACCUAACUUUGGAACACUUAUUGUCUAUUGUAGAGAAGUUCUGUUGUACUAAGUACUGGUUCCCCAUUCCACUCAGUAGCCUACAAGAUACAUAUACUUUUAGAGUGAGUUAUUAGAAAGUUGACGUCUGGCUUGACAAGCUGUGAUCUGAAGCUGUUGAGAGGAGCCAGUAUAUUCUUUAAAGGCCUCUGAAUAUUUUUGUUUGUUAAGACUAGUGGGCUCUUCCCCCCCCCCCUUUUUGCUAAUUCAACAAUCUCAUACUAGGUCUACCCUGGAGUGCCAAGGCAGGAAAGUACAGACUUGGAGUGGCUCAUAAGACUUCGCUGUCCAAGGGCCCAGAUGGAGCAGAUGAGGGCGGAGCGAAAGCAAGUGAGUGACUAGGUGCUUAACGUGGGACUAUAUCCACUACUUUGGCAGUGUACUAUCACAAAAUAUGUAGUGCUAGCAGUGCAAAACAGUUAAAGCAGCAUUUCAUUUUGAUUUAAUUAAGUUUCUUAAAAAAUUGAUAAAUCUAAAACUCCCAUUGUGAGGUCAGCUGAUCUAAACAUAAGUAGCCAAAUUCCUUAGCUAGACCUUGAUUCUUUACAUUUCAAAAGAGCCAAUGGGGGCUAGAGUGAUGGACUAGGACCAGGGAAAGCAGGAUUUGAAUCCCCACUCCGCCCCAAAAAUCACUGGGUGACCGUGGGCCACUCACAGUCUUUCAGUCUAGCCUACCUCACAGAGUCACUGUGAGGAUAAAAUGGAGAGGGGAGGGGAAAGUGUGCGCACCACUUUGAGGUCCUUUGAGAAAAGGUGGGAUAUAAAUAAUCUGGGGAAAUUUUCCUUACCCUGCUCAGAAGGGUGAUCUUCAUAUUUACAAGCAGGCAUAACACAAUGGCUAAUGAACUUCUUUGGAAAAUUUCCAGAUGAAAAGUUGUAUAUAAGUACUUGAGAUAAAUAAGAAAAAUAAUGUACUGAGCUAAGCACUUGUGUCCUGGCUUUGAAUGUUACCUCUGCCAUGCCUGCAUUACAUGGCCUUGGACAAGCUUUUCUCCCUCAGCCUCAGACCCCCAUCGGCCACAGGGAGACAACAGUGAUUGCAAGAAAUUAUAACAUAUUCAAAGUACUGCACAAAUGCUCUUCGUGACCCCAUGGAUCAGAGCAGGCCAGGCACUCCUGUCUUCUACUUCCUCCCACAGUUUGGUCAAACUCAUGUUCGUAGCUUCGAGAACACUGUCCAACCAUCUCGUCCUCUGUCGUCCCCUUCUCCUUGUGCCCUCAAUCUUUCUCAACAUCAGGGUCUUUUCCAGGGAGUCUUCUCUUCUCACGAGGUGGCCAAAGUAUUGGAGUCUCAGCUUCAGGAUCUGUCCUUCCAGUGAGCACUCAGGGCUGAUUUCCUUCAGAAUGGAUAGAUUAGAUCUUCUUGCAGUCCAUGGGACUUGGUUGGCAAGAUGAUGUCUCUACUUUUUAAGAUGGUGUCUAGGUUUGUCAUUGCUUUUCUCCCAAGAAGCAGGCAUCUUUUAAUUUCGUGGCUGCUGUCACCAUCUGCAGUGAUCAUGGAGCUCAAGAAAGUAAAAUCUCUCACUGCCUCAAUUUCUUCCCCUUCUGUUUGCCAGGAGGUGAUGGGACCAGUGGCCAUGAUCUUCGUUUUUUUGAUGUUGAGCUUCAGACCAUAUUUUGCGCUCUCCUCUUUCACCCUCAUUAAAAGGUUCUUUAAUUCCUCCUCACUUUCUGCCAUCAAGGUUGUGUCAUCUGCAUAUCUGAGGUUGUUGAUAUUUCUUCCGGUAAUCUUAAUUCUGGCUUGGGAUUCAUCUAGCCCAGCCUUUUGCAUGAUGAAUUCUGCAUAUAAGUUAAAUAAGCAGGGAGACAAUUUUGAACCAAUUUUGAACCAAUCAGUUGUUCCAUAUACAGUUCUAACUGUAGCUUCUUGUCCCACAUAGAGAUUUCUCAGGAGGCAGAUGAGGUGAUCAGGCACUCCCAUUUCUUUGAGAACUUGCCAUAGUUUGCUUGGCAGGGGGUUGGACUCGAUGGCCCUUGUGGUCUCUUCCAGCUCUAUGAUUCUAUGAUUCUAUGAAAUGCUUUUGUGUAGUCAAUGAAGCAGAAGUAGAUGUCUUUCUGGAAUUCUCUAGCUUUCUCCAUAAUCCAGCGCAUGUUUGCAAUUUGGUCUCUGGUUCCUCUGUCCCUUCGAAAUCCACCUUGCACUUCUGGGAGUUCUUGGUCCACAUACUGCUUAAGCUUGCCUUGUAGAAUUUUAAGCAUUACCUUGCUUGCAUGUGAAAUGAGUGCAAUUGUGCGGUAGUUGGAACAUUCCUUGGCACUGCCCUUCUUUGGGAUUGGGAUGUAGACUGAUCUUCUCUAAUCCUCUGGCCACUUCUGACUUUUCCAAAUUUGCUGGCGUAUUGAGUGUAGCACCUCAACAGCAUCAUCUUUUAAAAUUUUAAAUAGUUCAGCUGGAAUAUCAUCACUUCCACUGGCCUUGUUAUUAGCAGUGCUUUCUAAGGCCCAUUUGACUUCACUCUCCAGGAUGUCUGGCUCAAGGUCAGCAACCACACUACCUGGGGUGUACGAGCCAUCCAUAUCUUUCUGGUAUAAUUCCUCUGUGUAUUCUUGCCACCUCUUCUUGAUGUCUUCUGCUUCUGUUAGGUCCUUACCACUUUUGUCCUUUAUUAUGGUAAUCUUUGUAUGAAAUGUUCCUUUCAUAUCUCCAAUUUUCUUGAACAGAUCUCUGGUUCUUCCCAUUCUGUUGUUUUCCUCUAUUUCUUUGCAUUACUCGUUUAAGAAGGCCUUCUUGUCUCUCCUUGCUAUUUUUUGGAAAUCUGCAUUCAAUUUCCUGUAUCUUUCACUAUCUCCCUCACAUUUUGCUUGCCUUCUCUCCCCCGCUAUUUGUAAGGCCUCGUUGGACAGCCACUUUGCUUUCUUGCAUAUCCUUUUCAUUGGGAUGGUUUUUGUUGCUGCCUCCUUAUAAUGUUGCAAGCCUCCAUCCAUAGUUCUUCAGGCACUCUGUCCACCAAAUUUAAAUCCUUAAACCUGUUUCUCACUUCCACUGUGUAUUCAUAAGGGAUUUGAUUUCGAUUGUAUCUUACCGGCCCAGUGGUUUUUCCUACUUUCUUCAGUUUAAGCUUGAAUUUUGCUAUAAGAAGCUGAUGAUCUGAGCCACAGUCCGCUCCAGGUCUUGUUUUUGCUGACUGUAUAGAGCUUCUCCAUCCUUGGCUGCAGAGAAUAUAAUCAAUCUGAUUUCGAUGCUGCCCAUCUGGUGAUGUCCAUGUGUAGAGUCGUCUCUUGUGUUGUUGGAAGAGAGUGUUUGUGAUGACCAGCUUGUUCUCUUGGCAGAACUCUAUUAGCCUUUGCCCUGCUUCGUUUUGAACUCCAAGGCCAAACUUGCCAGUUGUUCCUUUUAUCUCUUGACUCCCUACUUUAGCAUUCCAAUCCCCUAUAAUGAGAAGAACAUCCUUCUCUGGUGUCAUUUCUAUAAGGUGUUGUAAGUCUUCAUAGAAUUGGCAAUUUCAGUUUCUUCAGCACCAGUGGUUGGUGCAUAAACUUGGAUUACUGUGAUGUUAAAAGGUCUGCCUUGGAUUCGUAUUGAGAUCAUUCUAUCAUUUUUGAGAUUGCAUCCCAGUACAGCUUUCGCCACUCUUGUUGACUAUGAGGGUCACUGUCAGGGAAGAGUUAGAAGUUUCCAGUUUCUCAGAGGGAGAAAGCAUUCCCCAAGGGGGGAAGGAGAGCAGUGAAUCUAAUAGAAGAGAGCAAGAGGAACAACAGGGAGAGACUGGCUGUUCACAGGAAAGGCAAGGGUUAAGUUCUAGCUCAGAUUGGGAGGAGGGGAGAUACAAGCCAGCUCUAGCCAGGAGGGUAGGAAAAAGAGCAGGAAAGCGAAGGGAAGGGUACCUUCGACAUUUUGAGAGGGGCUGGUCACCGAGAAGCAGAGCUCAGAAGGUAUCUGAAAUAAGUGACUCUGAGGAAUAAUAGUUAAGAACCGUUUAUAAGAUUGUUUUGUUAAUACGCAAUAAAAAGUUAUAAAAGAACAAGAAGCGUUUGUGUGGUGAUCUGAAGAGGACAACGACCAGGCCUGACAGUCACUCCAUUUCUUUUAUGGGAUUCUUGCCCACAGUAGUAGAUAUGAUGGUCAUCUGAACUGAAUUCGCCCAUUCCCAUCCAUUUUAGUUCACUGAUGCCCAGGAUGUCAAUAUUUAUUCUUGCCAUCUCAUUUUUGACCACAUCCAACUUACCCAGGUUCAUGGUUCUUACAUUCCAGGUUCCUAUGCAAUAUUUUUCUGUACAGCAUUGGAUUUUCCUUCCGCUUCCAGGCAUAUCUGCAACUGAGCGUCCUUUCAGCUUUGGCCCAGCUGCUUCAUCAGCUCUGAAUCUACUUGUACUUGUCCUCCGCUCUUCCCCAGUAGCAUGUUGGACGCCUUCCAACCUGAGGGGCUCAUCUUCCAGCAUCAAAACUUUUAUAUGCCUGUUGUCUUUGUCCAUGGAGUUUUCUUGGCAGGGAUUCUGGAGUGGCUUGCCGGUUCCUGCUCCAGGUGGAUCACGUUUGGUCAAAACUCCACUAUGACCUGUCCAUCUUGGGUGGCCCUGCACAGCAUAGCUCAUAGCUUCUCUGAGUUAUUCAAUCCCCUUCGCCACGGCAAGGCAGUGAUCCAUGAAGGGGAUCUUAAGACAGUAGUCUUAAGAUUAGCUUUAAGAAAAAUCAAGUCGGUCAGUUGAUUAAGUGCAGGUGAGUCAGUGGUUGCAGAAUGUGGAUGCCAGACCAUUAUAGCCCUGAAAUGGUGGCCAUAUUCUGCUGUGAGCAAGAAGACUAUGGUGGCCCACAUAUGGCCCUGUUUCCAUUUGGAGAGGGGCACUCCGUUUUCUAGAGACCUGGGAAAGGAAUUACAUUUCAUUUAAGUACUGUCUGCACCGAACUGAAAGCAAAAGAUUUCAGGAUGUAGUUUUCCAUCCUUCUCAACUUUCUUUUGGAUGAAUGCUGAGGAUAAUACUGUAUCCUUUGUGUAGGCAACUUUGAAUUUGGGGUUGAUAGAAUAUGGUAUAUUCACUGUGAUUCCUCACUCCACUCUGCUUUCUUGUAAGUCUCUUCCAGCAGUCUCUACACCCUUGAGUAGAUCACCCAGCAAGGCUGGCAGAAGUAUUCAACCUGGAGGGACCAAAGAUUCUGAAAACUGGCUGAAACAUUUUUCCAUUGCGCAGGUACACCUGAGUUUGGCGGCAGUAGUAAGAAAUCAGUACUGGCACUACUCUAAUUAUGCUUUCUCAGCUUUGGAGAGAAGAUGGAAACUCUUGUUAACAGGUUUCUUAGAGAAUGAGGCUGACAAAAUAUAUUAGUACAAGGUACACAAGGACUGACAGCCACUUUGUUGUUGUAAAGUCAUCUGUACUUUGAGUUCCAUAUAGUUUGGGGUUCAGAUGAAGCUCAGUUCCUGUCUGCUCUGCAUGGGGAUUUUUAUACUGCAGUUAUAUUUUAAUUAUUUUUUAAAUGAAACAACUUUUUAAAUGUGACAUCUGUUUGGGUAAAGAAUAUAUGUAUGAAGGACUGCAAAUUAUUUAUUCAUUUAUUACAGUUGUUCAUGUUCUGCAAUAUUUCCAAUAUGGUUUACAAGAAGCUUUAAAACACAUUUUAAAACAGCAACAAAAAAAUAAAAAGACAUCAGGAUCCUUCCCACAGGACGAUUUAAUGACUAGAAUUAUUUUGGGUCUGCUUAGCAAAAGAAAGAUUGUAAGUUUGCCCCUGAAUUUGAUUAAGAAUAGAUGCUUAUCACUAAAUUAUUGACCUUUUGAUUCAGUAGCUAUCUAGUUACAGCUGAAAUAGGACUGAAGUGGAGCACACUACGUAUUGUACACUCUGGGGAAUGUUUUUUUACUUGUGCUAAAACUCAAAAUAUUAAUGUUUUAUUGAUAUGUUUAUUAUACAAUUUUAGGAUGUAUUCUUAAUGUAAAUACUAAUAGUAUUAAAUAUUCUAAAUAUGUAUUCUUUAUAUUCUAAAUUAAUUUAAAAUGUCUUAAAGCAUGUUGGAUUAAUAGCUCCAGCCAGAAAAGUCUGCUUUUCUUCUAACCUUCUGAUCUGUACAAGAAGUAAUAAUGGCAACUUCUUUUAUCACUUUUUGUUUCUCUUUGCACUUUUUAUUCUACUCCAAGAUUAUCUCUAAUUCAAUAUAGCCUCAAAGUUGCACUUACCCAAAUCCCAUUCAUUUUAAAAAGAUGUUUCUGUAGCUUUAUUUCCUGUGUCUUUUUAAAUCAUGGAUCUACUUAUCCUACAGUGCUGUGCUGCUCAUAGAAUUGAUUCUUAAUUACUGCUUUUCAUUCAGCAGUUUUACUUCACAGAUUUUGCUGGUAUUUUAUUAGGCUGUAGUUAAUGAAAGACAGGAUGUUGUUGGUUCCACCCAGGCCCUGCUGGAAAGAGAGAACUGCUUUGUGAGGGUAAGAAACAAAAUACAGUGUCGGUUUACAAUAUGUCUUUCUAACGUUUGAGGAAGACCUACAGAUAUGAAGAAGCCUAGUAGGUCUGGGCAGUACCUGGCUUUCCACAUUGUGAUAUAUCAGCAGCUAAAUACUGUGGUAUGCCGAUAUAUCAUGAUGUCUUGAAUGUGUCUAGCCUGUUUCUUCCUCCCCAUCUUAGGGAUGGAAGAAGCAGCUGAGAUACAUUGCCCAGCCCUACAUGGUGAGUGAGCCCCAAAGCCUCUCCAGUUUGCAUGAGCCCAGGACUUCCUUGAACCGCUCAGCUGAGGGGAGAGCCUUCUGCUCCACAGCUGAGCGAGCGUCUAUGCUUCCCUCCCAGCUGAGCGGUUCAAGGAAGCUCUGUCACGAGCCGGAAAGGUGUCAGCGCUUGCUCAGCUGGGGGGGGGGGGCGAGGCUUCCCCCUGCCCAGAUGAGCAGUUUGAGGGUGGCUCUGAUUCUGCUCCGGCUCAUGCGCAAGCUGGAAGGGCAUUGGAGCUUCCUCAAAGGCGCUUACCUGACUUUGCCCAAGUGGGCAGGCUUUGUCUUUCCUCUUGGGGCGGUUGGUUGCUCUGGGAGGAAAGAUGCAGCCUGCCCUCCCAGGCAAAGGCAGGCAGGCUGCAGUCAAGUGUCUGCCUUCUCCCGAGUGGGUGGACUGCGUCUUUCCUCCUGGAGUGACCAACUGACCCAAGAGGAAAGAUGCAGCCUGCCUGCUUGGGCAAAGGCAAUUUGAACUGCCGAUACAUCGUGGUGGCUGGGGAGUGAACGCCAUACCGGUUUCAGACAGUAAAUUGGAGUAUCGCCCAGCCCUCAUGCUUUCUCCUACAACAAUGGUUGCUGAAAUAUCUUUUGAAUCUGAUACCUUUCACAUUUUUGACUUGGGUCUUGAAAUGUAGUGGCAUUAUAGAUGUGGUAUAUGGAAACUACUGUGGGACAAGCUAGCCAUGAUGUUAAAUGUAUGUAAUGGUUAGCAUGCUUGCAUUUUGUUCCAUAAGCAGCAGCCAUGAGUGGAGAAAACUGUCCUGGGGCUAAGGAGGGUAGUUUUCAUCAGGACCACAUGGUGUGGGGAAAAGAGAUAAAGGCUCCCUCCCCACGUGCCAUGAUUGCCUCUCUCAUGCAUGCUAUUUAAAGAACAAAAUUAGGAAUGUUAAAUGUGUUGGUUAUAGAAAUCCCAUGUGUCUUUUACCCUGUAAGAAAUGGAGUUUACAAAUAAUUUGCUUUUUUAAGACCCAAAUUAUGUGGGUUUUUAAAAACUUUAAACAUCAGUUUUCAUUAGUUUGAACAUGACGAUCUCAUGCAAUAUCAUGCAUGCAAUCUCUCCUUCCACUAGCUAGAAAGAAUUGGAAGUUGCCUUAUUCCAUUUGUGUUAACUUACCCUUGGAUAAAGGGACGCGGGUGGUGCUUUGGUCUAAACCACAGAGUGUAGGGCCUGCCAAUCGGAAGGUCGGCGGUUCAAAUCUCCGUGACAGGGUGAGCUCCCGUUGCUCGGUCCCUGCUCCUGCCCACCUAGCAGUUCCAAAGCACGUCAAAGUGCAAGUAGAUAAAUAGGUACCGCUCCAGCGGGAAGGUAAACGGCGUUUCCGUGCGCUGCUCUGGUUCUCCAGAAGCGGUUUAGUCAUGCUGGCCACAUGACCCAGAAGCUGUACGCCGGCUUCCUCGGCCAAUAAAGCAAGAUGAGCGCUGCAACCCCAGAGUCGUCCAUGACUGGACCUAAUGGUCAGGGGUCCCUUUACCUUUACUUUUACCUUUACCCUUGGAUAUAGCUAUCCCAUGUAUUUCCUUCCCUGCUCUUUUAUUCUUCUUCUGUACCAUUCUACAAUUUCAUCACCUUAAGCUCCUUUUACAAACUCUGCUAUGUUACCUCCACUCUGUGUACUUGGGCCCUGGGACUGUGUCUGACGCCUGUGUCUUGGCCACUCUGCACCAGGUGUUGUUGGUCAUAGUUCAGUUAGGUGAAGAAUGGGGUAUUGUAGGUUUCCAGCUCCUAGAAGUGAGCUGUUGCAAAUGCAUCAGCUGCUGGGCUGUGUACGUCUUCUUGCACCAUGUGUACCUUGGUGUGGAUUUGCCUUGUCUUGGCUCCACUACUCACAUAAGAAUAAUGGAGUUGUUUAGCUCAGUUGGUAAGAGCGUGGUGCUGAUAAUGCCAAGGUUGCAGGUUUGAUCCCCGUAUGGGACAGUUGCAUGUUCCUGCAUUGCAGGGGGUUGGACUAGAUGACCCUUAUGGUCCAUUCCAACUACAAUUGUAUGAUUCUAUAGUCUUUAUGGAAGCCUUUAUAGUCUUGUAUGCUACUUUUGGAAAAUGCCAGUAUGUGUGAUGUAUUUGCCCAUCAAACAUGCCUCACCUUGUUCUUUAAGGAGGUUCUUGGCCAGAGAGUACAUCAGGAUAUCAUAGUGUCAUCAUAUCUUUAGCUGGUCUGGCUUCUUAUUCAGGUCCUUGGCACCUGUGGAGUUCCAGCCAGUUAGUGUGACAAUCCGCUCCAUUCCAGAAUUUCAGGCAUAGUCUAGCCCAUCCUCUCUCAUCCUUCAGUCCCCAGAUGUUGUUGGACUACAACUCCCACCAUCCCUAGCUAUCAGGACCAAUGUUCAACAACAUCUGGGGAUUCAAGGUUGAGAGAGGCUGGGUUAGCUCCUAAACCCACCCUCAUUCUGGUCAGCCCACCUGUGAAAGCCACGCCGUCAAGAUUUUCUUCAAAACUAUAAUAGCAAGAAAUAAAAAUUUUCAAAAAUCAACGAGAUUCUCAUAAAGUAUUCAGGAGUCCUUAAGGCCAAACAGAAUUGUGGCAUGUGGUCUGUAUAUUUUGCAUCUCUCAACUAUGAAAUUAUAGCCUUGCUGUUAAUUAGUUUAUUCCUAUCUGCAAAGCAACCUUUUCUGAAUAUGCACUUUUUCUAGUUAAGAACAUUGUGUUGUAGUACAGCUGCUUUACAUGUUACAAAAGUCCUACAGAUAAGCUGUUUCUAUGUAGCAAACCAUACACAGUAGUAAUCUUCACAUUCAGUUGUCAUAUGAUUGGCUAUGGUUUCAAAGCAGAUAUUGGUACAGCAAAAAAACAAAGUAUGCAAUUUUCAGCGUAAGGGUAUACAAGUGGGCUACACAUUUGAUUAAAAUGCAUGUCUUUUGUGUACAGAUAUUUCAGUGUGUCAAGCACCCCUUGGGUUUCAGUUGAUUAAUGACUUGUCUCUUUCCGAUGUCCUUUAUUUUUGAAUAGUGUCUGGUUUAAAGUAAUUUGUUUUACUGGUUCACAAGAGACCCAGCUUUGUUAACAAUAGUCUCUCUGUCAAUUAGGAAGUAGACAGGUAUUUGAAGCACAAUGAUUUCUUAGCUCUAAGGAGGAGGGAAAUGCUGUACAAGAAGUGGUUUGAGAAUGUUUCAAGCCCGCUACUACAGAAAAUUCAGGACAAAGUUGACAACCAGUCAAGUGAAGAAAUAGAGGAAAGGAAGCGAAAGCAGCUCUCCCUUUAUCUAAACUACUGUAAUAAGAAGGUAUUGAUAAAGAAAAAUGUUUUGUUACUGAAAGCAUUUGGAGGGAUGUUAGCAAAAUUGUAAAGUUUGUUUCCUUUGACUAAGGUUGGGAUCAAAAUUGUCUGCAUAGAAUGAAUAGGCUCACAGAACAUGCCUUGAGCUCUUACAAGUUCAUUGUAGAGAAGUGUAUUUGUAUGAGGAAAAUAUAUUGUUUGUUGUACCAAUUAAGAGUAAAAAGAAUCAAAAUUUCAGGUGCUCUAAUGAGCAACCCCAGUGGUUAAUGUAACCCUCAGAAUGUUUACAUGUAGUCUAGACAAUUGAAUGGCUCAGUAGACUUAGAUUGUGUACUUUUUAUUCAGAAGAGCUUACGAGCAUGGGAGGAUACAGUGUUUAUCUGAAACAUAAAUCUGGACUGUGGUGCCAUCUUUUACACAAAGUACUUCAGCAUUAUCUGGGUUUGAACAGACAAAUUGAGGACUCUUAUUUCAAUUUGUUUAACAAAUAUAGACACCUUUCCUUCUGCACUGAAGACUGAUUUGGUUUUAUUUUGUAAAUCAAUAAUUUUAUUAAAGAUUUUCACAAUACACUAAAAUAACAGCUCCAAAAACAAAAAACAGAACAAGUAGCAUAUGGAGUCCUUUCCUACAGGCAAUUCUCACCCCCCCCAGCUCUUCCUGGGAUCCCUCCUUUUUCAUCCCAGCCUCUCACCCUGGGGGAGAUUUGGUCAUAUAGGAAAGCGCAAGUUAUGGGUGCAGGAGCAUAACAGUACAGAGUAUGGCAGUCAGGCUCCUUAGUGGCUCUCAGUGUUUGCUUUCCCCUUGCCACAUUCCAGAAUGAGUGGGACCCACAUACUGUGGUUUUCCUUUCAGUAGAUAGAUGUGUGUGACUAGCAGAGAGGGGAACAUGGAGGUGGAUGUGUGGCAUGUUCUUUGCUAGUUGUAUAUAUUUCAUCAUUUGCUAACAGAAUUGCCAAGUGUAUUGUUGGUUCAUCAAAUUGGAUAAAUUUUGUUUCUUCAAAUAAUUAAAUGACUUCUUCACAAAGGACUUUGUAUACAGAACUAUGGAAAUAUAGUUGCAUGACAAAGGCAGCAAACUGUAAAAAAUAACUGGAGGGAAGACAAGCCCAUAUUUUUGAGGGAAAUAGUGUGGGAACAUUAAUGCAGAGCAAAGGGAAUUGGAUUGAAAAUUCCAAUUUGCAAAUUCAAUGAAGUAGAUGGAACUGGACAAGUAUACCUUAAAGGAUGAAACAAAAAGCCUAGCCAUGGAGCCAUGAACUGUCAGAUAAAUAUUUGGAAUUGAAACCCAGAUAAUCAGGUUCAGGUUGAUAUUAUGGACUCAUUGCAUAGCUUUGAGCAUUGCUAUUCUCCAUCCUCACUCCCCAUUUGUAAAAUGGGAAUAAUAGUAACCUAUCUCACAGGUUGUUGUGAGUGUGGAAAAGUGCUAUAUAGGCAGGUAUAGAAUUAUUGUUGUUGUCACCCAUCUGUCUUGGGAGACAGUGGAAGAGUGAACCAUUGGGAGAUAAGUCAAACUGUUGGAGAGUUACAGCACCUGCUGUGGCUAUAGAGACUGAUACGGGAGAGACAUGUUUUAUUGCAGGUGGGGCAGAUGAAGGAGUCUGGUUUUGCUGCUACGGGUACAGCAUGGCAUUUCUUCUCUGUGCUCCUCCCAGCAGUCAAUCCUUCUCUGGUCACUGCUGUGGAUACACAACCUGUCUGUCUCUUGGCACUGCAUUCGUCUGCAAGGGAUUCCCUCAUGGCAGAGUUCAUGUUGCCAGCCUUCAUGUCACAUUUACAGACAUCUUUGUAACACAGAGAGGGUCUGACAAUGGGCCUGGUGCCUGAAGCCAGCUCUCCAUAGAGCACGUCCUUGGAGAUCCUGCCAUCUUCUAUUCUGCAUACAUGACCAAGCCAGCAUAAACAUUGUGGAGAUAGAAGUGUGAACAUGCUGGGAAUGUGGGCUUGGGAGAGAACAUUUUUGUUUGAGACAUUGCCCUGCCAUCGGAUGUCCAAAAUCUUCCUGACACAGCCCAUGUGGAAGGCAUUGAGACAUCCCUCCUGGCGGGUGUAAGGUGCCCAUUAUUCACUUCAUAAGCAGCAAGCUGAACACACAAGUCCGGUAGACCUCCAUCUUGGUAUUGGAAGUUAACAUCACAUGGUCCUAAACCCUUUUGGAGAGGCAAGCCAUUGCCAUAGCUACUUUGCCAAUAUGCUUGUCCAGCUCAGCAUCAGUGGAAAGGUUGUUGGUUAUGGUGGAUCCCAGGUAGACAAAACUGCCUACACCUCAUGCGUAUGGUAAUCAAAGCUGAUGUCUAUAGUACUGGCAAUGUCUUGUUUGAAAAAAAUCUUCUCAUCUGCACAUGGCGCCAUGAGCAGCAAUUCCCUUCUCCUGUCUUCUAACUGCCUUCAGGACAACUUGAUUACCAGACUGUCUGAGCAAAAGAACUUCACAAAUUGGGCAGAUAUUCUCUUUGUUUCUUUACGCUAUCUUUGAUAAUGAGUAACAGGAAUUCCAAAGGAAGGAAACAGAAGCUGCUGCCAGUUCAGCUGCACAACUGAUGGCAGGGGAGACUGGAACAGACCUGAGCUCUGGUGUUGUACAAGAGAUCUUAGCAGCUCUCAAGCCAAUUCAGAAAGAUCCAGCUGAGAUUGAGUCUGAUAUGACCGCUCUUAAAAUAGAAGUUUCAGAGAUGCAUAAAAAAUGGAUGAUUUUGAGCAGUGUUUGAACACACACGAGAGGAUUACUGAAAUGUAUCAAAGCAUUUCAGAUAAACAUUCAGAUCCCUACUGGAAUCUCAGCUGCGGAGGAAUAAUUUGAAAGUUAUCAGUCCUCUUCCGAAGGCUCAAGCAAUUGAAUUUAGGGGAAAACUCAGCUUAAAAGGCUUGCUGAAAAUGGAAGGUCUUAAAUGGGCACCAGAAAGAUUACAGAGACAGUGCCUGUCGAAUAUUCAAGGGCAAGGAAUUCCAAAUGGUAGGUGCCACAACAUUAAAGGCCUGAGUCCUACACCAUGUGAAAUGGACUUCCCGAUAAGAUCUUCCUGAUAAGUAACUGCCGGAGGCCCUCACCUGCAGAGUGCAGUUAUCAAUUGGCUAUAUAAAGGGUAUGACAAUUUUUUAGGUACCCUGGUCCCAAGGUGUAUAGGACUUUUAUACACCAAGACUAGUAGCCUGAACUCAGCUCAUAACUAAUUUGCAGGCAGUGCAAUUAUUUCAACAAUAGGGUAACUUGUUGGUGAUAUCCUGUCCUGUGAGCAGUCGAGCCGCUGCAUUUUGCACCAACUGCAGCUUUUGGACUAUCCUCAAGGAUAGCCCCACAUAGAGCGUGUUGCAGUAAUCCAUGGUGUUUGUUUUAAGGAAUGAGGCAGAUAUUUAAAGCAGGGAUGCUUAACUUUGAGAGCACCCCUGUUUCAAUUCUUCCAAGGAGAAUUGAAGUGAGCAUAACCCAUGUCAAACAGCUCCUCAUCAUGGUUCUGCUCACUCCCCAGGACCUCUGCUAGCUGCUACGCUGUCUAUUCUCCCCUCCCCACAGGAAAAAAAAUAAUGUUGGGGAAGGGAUAGUAGUCAGCAAGGUGCCAUGUUCUAUGUGAGCUCAAGGCACACAGGAGAAGCCUGCUGAUGCCCAGUCAAGAGGUCAGGUCAGGAGUUGAAGUCCCCUGCAGGACCUUGGAGAGUUCCCAAGGUCCUACUCUGGUAGCUGUAUGAGUGAGCUGAGUCUCUUGACUAAAGCCUACAGUAGGUUGGCUCUGUCUGCCCAGAGGAGCUGGGUGGCUUAAGUGCCCUUGCAGCCAUUGGCUGAGGUGACAAGGGUAACCAUGAGAGGGUGCUUCUCUGAAUCAGAGAUGGGUGUUAGGGUGGCAUCCUCAGGUCCUUGAGUCCUGAAGAUGGUCCUGGCAGUUCUUCCCCAAAGAUGGGAUCAGAACAUUGUCCUUUUCAGCCAGUGCAGUGCAGGUCUUUGGCUUGUGAGUCAUGGCAAAGAGGUCUGAUGUCUUCUUUCAGGCAAGUGACACUGGCAUUGUCAUUUUCUUGGAAUCAUGGAGCUUGUAGUUCAUUAACUCAAGUGGCGAAAUACACUACCAGUACUUCCUGUCUUCUUCAGAACCUUGUGCUUCCUAUUAACUUACCCGGCUUGCACAUGUCCCCUUAGGAUGUAAGCAGGUAUAGGAGGUGGGGAAUGAGAAGAACAAAGAACAAAUGCUCUCCAAAUUCCUCCUCCUAUAGGUCUUCUCUCCCUGUCCUGCCUUGAACACGCUUGUGACUCCAUGGAAUUUACUUUUUCUUUCUUUUUACUUGUAAUGCAUGUUUGUAUUUGUAACACACAAACCUGAUGCUACUUCCAAUGGUUGCUGGAGGCAAUGUUUUCCACACGGCAUGGUGUCUUUCUGAAGUGGGGGAGGGCCGGGAGACUGGAGGUACCCACAACUCCUCCCACCUAGUUGCUCUUUGCUGGUACUGCUGGUUCUCUCCACGGCGGGACACGUAGCUGCAGAUGUGGGGAGGAAUCAAGAAGAGCCAUUCAUGCUUCUGUUUUAAAUGUGUUGUAAGUUGUUUUAGAUCUUUUUGUAUAACACAUGAUUAACAAGGUUAAUAACUAAAUAACUAACUAAAAAAUAAAAACCCCAUGCAUCUAUUUUCAUUAUUUUAUUUUUAGGAAGACCAAACCCUCAUUUUGCCCACUGUGAAACAUGUUUGAAAUGUUUGCUUUACUGGAAGUUCUUGGGUGCAUAAUGCUGUGGGCAAAAAAGUUUUUUUAAAAAAUGUGUGUGCGCACAGGGAAACGAAACUUGCACAUGUGUCAUGAAGGAACUGAUGUCUGGAACUUCCAGAUAAAUGCACCAAAAACAUGAAAGAAGUUAAAUGGAAAAAAAUGGAUGGUGCGGAAGCAGUAAUCUAGGGGAAGCUGAGAGCAGACAAGAAUAUAGCACAGCUAGAUCUCCUCAAGCGCUGCCCACAAUUGUCAGUGAGAAACAUUGAGAUAGACACAGGCAUAAAAUUCAGAGUUCUCAUAUGUGGGCGAAAGCACACGCAGAAAAAUCAGAUUUGUUCAAUCCACAUGCAUGUUUACACCCUAAUAUGGGCAAAGCUUAAGUCACUGUUCUUUGAAAUAUAAUGCCGUUCUCCUCCUGGCUUUGCUUCUUGCUAAUGAAAAUACCACAAAAUUAGCAACUAACCACGGAGGCCAGUGAGUGGCUGAUCAGUGGUUGGGUUUUGUAGAGAGAGAGAGACUCAAGAGCACAGGAUUAAACAAAAAGACAUAAUCCAAUAUUGAAAACAUGUAUGACGGCACAUUUUCCAAUGUACACAGCUUUCAGUUUUUAAAAAUCAGUUUUCAGAUUUCAUACUCUAUUUAGGGCUGUGUACUACCAUAUAAAAUUACUUGUGGUUGCUUAUCUGUUUGCAUGCUUGUGGGCAGACACAGUUUUGAAGGACAAGAGUCCUUUUCUUUUGGAACACAAAGCAAACAAUUACCUACCCAGCCAUGUUUCACAGAUGAAACGAGAAACAUAGUUAUUAUUACAUGUUGCUGAAGAUGCUAUCCUGUCUGCUGUAUACUGUAUAAUUUAUGCUACAACAGCUUGUUCCCAACAACUUGUUUGGCUAUAAAAGAUAGAAUUAACAAAACUCUGAAUGGCCUUCAGUCUGUUCAUAAUGAGCUUCAGCUACUGCUGUGUGAAAUGCCCUUAGAGUGCACACACUUGUGCACAAACUUCAGCCUUGCACUCAGAUAUUUCUGAAGACCUGGUGCAGGUUGCUGAAGCCUGAAAACUGAGACCAGCCAUUCACACUAACGACAUUUCAACAAAACAUCUGCAAAAAUUGGGUCAGUGAUUUGAUUUAUUGGGGGAUGUAAUGUAGUAGAGAAAAGGGGCUACCCCUUGUAAAUAGGGACAGGUGGAGGUAUAUUUACAAAUGAUUCCUAGGAUUGGGUCCAUAUUUUCUAUUUUUAUGUUGUGAACUGUCCUGUGAUCUUUGGAUGAAGGGUGGUAUACAAAUAAAGUAAAAAAAUUAAAAUAAAAAAUUGUCUAGUAGCACCUUAGAGACCAACUAAGUUUGUUAUGGGUAUAAGCUUCUGUGUGCAUGCACACUUCUUCAGACAGUUUUUUUUAUUUAUUUUGACUAUGUCAGACCAACACGUCUACCUACCUGAAUUUAAAAUAAAUCAAUAUGCACCUUUUAUACAAAGGAAGAGCGUCGCUUACCAUACUGGAAUUGUAAUUUCCUUAUAUUAGCUGUUGCCUUCUGUGCUUUUCUGUUCAUGUAUUUGUUUUGUCCUUUGCUUGUGUCUUCCGUUCCGUUAGGCUUCAUCUGAUCCUGGUUCCCCAGCCUCCCUUUGUGUGCUUCUUCCCCCUUUCCACCCACUUUUUGAGUCUUCUUCCUCUGGCUCAUACUUUCCCUCUUUUCUGCCCCCAUUUCCAUUUUCUCUCCUUUCCGUCUCCCCUUCCACAUCCCCACCAAUCGUCGUUCUCCCCUCCGUCAUGCUUCCUCCCUCAGUCCCACCUCAUUUCUUUCAUUUGCUUCCUCCAGUUCCCCCUUUCCUCCACUCGCCUUCUCUUUUCUUUCAGUCUCCCUUCUUACAGCUGACCUCCUCAGAACUGCCCAGUCCUUCAGCUGCUUUGCAGAAUGUCUCCCCACCUCGUCUUCCUGCUGCUCCUCCAGCUGCUGCUUCUGAGCCGCCUUCUGACGCUUCAGCUUCUGAACUAUCUCUACCUACACAGCAGCCUCCACCUUCAGAACACGAGCCUCUUCGUGACUUCAGCGCUUACCAUUCCCAUAACCCUUUCUUUCUCCCUAUACCUCCACCGAUCCAGUCCUACAGGAGAUAUCAGGCUCGGCACAAGAAUAGUGACACUACAAAAUAUCCUUGAAGACGGAAGACGCUUGGGGUCCCUUCAGUGCCAUGGCCUGCAAAAAGCGCCAGCCACGGUAGACAAGGUUCAGGGACUCACACUUUCUAAUGUUUCUCAUGUGUUCUGUCAAUGCUGCUGAUGAAUUGUGUGGUGAGAUACUCUGUAUUCAGGGUUACCUGCACUAUGGAUAUCAUGAAGUGAAAGAGAGAACCAAGCAGGACAGUUAAGGACAUCAUUUAUCAACUGUCUGAUGCAACACUUUGACUCCAAAAGGUGUGUACUACACAAAGGUGUAUACCAUACAAGAUUGUAAGCUCAAUGGAGCAGGGAUGUAUCCUACAUUUGUUUGCAGGGCUACAAUCCUUGCAAUGAAAUGAAAGCUUAACUUGUGUUUCCAAGCUGUGUAUUGAAGGCCUCACCUGUAUGUGAUAACGCCUGAGCUACCUGGUUUGUGAUGUGGUUUCUCCUGUGAAUGCCAUUGGCAAAAGACUCCUGUGCUGCACUUAAGUGGGGAUGCCAACUUGUUUUUGUUGGAAAGCGUUAGCUCCUCCAUGGAGCUGCAGAUUGCAAGGUUUCUUGUUUUGGAGCAGAUAUACAGGCUUAAAUAUAACAGUAUGGUGUAGUUUUGUCAUGUGUCCCACUCUUUGAUUAAGAAGUUCUUCAAAUUAAAUGUUAUGUUCAGCACAAUUUCUUUUAGCAUACUUAGUACUGACAACUUCAUUUUUUCAGACAAAGUAUUUCUGUGGGGGAAGGACUAUGUCAGAUGGGAAUAUUUUUUUUAAAAAGCCUCUCUCUUGCCUCAUGGACUGUGAUGGCUUAUGAAUGCUCUUCGCAAGAAAUACCUCUGCUCAUAGUCUUUAUUUUACAUAUGUACAGGCAGCACAUUACAAUCAUGCAUCUGAGUCCUCCAGCUCAGAUUCUGGGAGUGGCUUUUGCCAGCUCCUUCUCCAACAGAAAAGGCGGGGAAGUUUCACUUGAUGCCUCUCUUUAACACUCUCCUUUCCCUGGCAGACGGAAUAGGCAUUGUUUCACUGUCUGUGCCAGAACUUCCUGUGCGGUGUUGAGGCUCUGGUUCCACAUCUGUGAGCCGUCCCGCCUCCUGGCUUUCCCCUCUUUCCUCAAUCGCCACUUCCUGCCCCCCUCCCUCUGCCUGUCUGCUCCUCCCCUGCAUUCUCUGGCAAUACCAUGACAUGGACACAUGCUGUUUUCCUCCUGAAAAUACCUCACAACUUAUUUUUACUCUGAAGUUUCUACUUCAUAUAGUGAAGCAAAUAGCACCUUUUGAUAAAAACUUAGAGAAGGAAGCAGUGUGAGGAGAAAGGUUUAUCUCAGGGUGGUCCAACCCACAGCCUGAAGGCCGCAUGAGGCCUUUUUUGGUGGCCCUUGGUAACAUUUGACACCCCACCAGCCCUAAAACGCUUUCCGCCUUUGUGAAGAAGGUGGGAGGACUCUAGGACCCUGCCAGAGCUUCACCCCUUCCCAAAGGCCAGUGCCUCGCUUACCUGACUUUCGGAGGGCUGGCGGAGGGGUUGUCAAAUCCACAUGGGGCCCCACCCAGAUGCUUUUUUUUGGGGGGGGAGAAUUGCUGGUGAUAAGUACACCUUAAAAAAUAUGAGCUUAAUGCUAUAUGUAAUUUGACGUUUAGUGACCACAAAACCUGUUUUUGGUAACAGAGAGCUUAAUGCACAUAAUUUGUAAUUUGGGGACUAUUGUACAAAAAAUGACAACCUUGGUAAUGCUGAAAGAUUAAAAAGUUACUGUUGUGACUUGAUUUAUGAAAUCAAUGGUGCCAUUGAUGCAUUAAGUUGAUGGAGUAAAUGCUAGCUAAAUGUUGAGGUACUGUGAAUAUUCAUCUACGAUACUUUAUCUGAAAGGUAUACUUUAGGGAUUACAUAGAAAAUAUUAGCUACCUGCUAUUAUUGUUGCAGCCAUAGCUUGACUUUCACUUUUUCUUCUUUUACAGGGCAGUGCAUUUUUAGAAAGCUAUAAUACUUCCUCUUAUGAUCCUUUCUUUCUAAAGUGUUCUACAAACACUUGCAAGGUAGGAGAGCCAACAUGCUGAAUUUAUUGCACGUUGACUAAGCACUGAUGAGAAUUGUAUUGGUUUCUUGGCAUCAUGGGCAGAGCCUGUGAAGGGAUGUGUAUGCAUUAACAAUUUUUACAAAUUAAAUAAAUAACACAUUGUGAAUUAUUUGGCAGUUUAGGGAAUUGCCCAGUGGCAAACACACCUUCACCCACUUGACCUUUCCCAUCAGGAUCCUCACAUUUUCUUCCCCACCCUUGGACAUACACAAUUCACAUUUCAUGAAUUCCCCACAGUACUGUGGCUGUGGACUUUCUUUUCUCGGUUCCCAGUGGCUUGAAUUUGGACUUGGGGGUGGGGGGGGGGGAGAAGAAGAGUGGGAAAUGGGAGUAAACUUAACACUUUCACAAGAAACUCCAAAAUCUGAACUUGUUCUCUUAAGCACCAAAUUAUAUAUGCCAUAAACCAAAACUUCUCUUCUGAAAUGGAUGUUUUGAUGGGAUUUAUAAGUGGAUCCCCAGAUCCUCAGAAUGCCCACUCCCAUGUAUGCCAUCAGUUACGAAUACUUAGAUGUGUUUGGAUUUGAGUCUGCUGUUGUAUACACAUGGAUUGGAGCUAUGUACCAAUAUACUGUCUAUUCUAUAUGGUCUUGAAAGACCCACAUUGGCUUCCAGUACGUUUCUGAGCAUAAUUCAAAGUGUUGGUGUUGAGCUUUAAAGCCUUAAAUGGCCUCGGCCCAGUAUAGUUAAUGGAGCAUCUCCACCCCCAUCAUUCUGCCCGGACACUGAGGUCCAGCUCCAAGGGCCUUCUGGCAGUUCCCUCACUGUGAGAAGUGAAGCUACAGGGAAUCAGGCAGAAGGCCUCAGUGGUGGUGCCCUCCCUGUGGGACAUCCAGCAGAUAUCAAGGAGAUGAGUACACAGUCCUGUAUAGGGAAGCUUUUUAAUGCACAAUGUUUUUAUAUAUGUUGGAAGCCACCUGGAGUGGCUGGCGCAACCCAGUAAGAUGGGUGAAGUACAACUACUAUUACUACUACUAAUGCUACUACUACUACUACUAAUAAAAAAACAAGCUGGAAAAAUACUGUGCGCUGUGUAACAUUUAUGUUUGGUUGUUCAUGUGCUGUGAAUGUUAAGACUUCAUAAAUAAUUUUAAAAAGGGAAAGGAAGUAAGAACUUGCCUGUAUUUUUAAUAGGUUUCAGUUCCACCUUUAUACGAUCCCUUGUUAAAGGAGAUACGAGGAAGAUACCUUGAGGCUGGCAUUAUUCAGCAGUGUGACACAGGUAUUUCUAUGCUGCAGUGCUUGGCUAUGGGCUUCUGUGACGCAUUCUGUUUCAAGACUUAAUGCCCAAUGGACUAGUUCCCAUCAGCCUCAGAUAUGUUCUAUUGAUUUUGUAUAAAACAAUAGAAUAAAGGCAACAUGAAUAAACCCACACACCCUGGUCUCUCACAAAUAAUUUUACAUUGUUAAAUCCCAUAAGUAAUAAGGACAGAGAAGCACUUAAAAAGAGAAUUAUCUGAUGUAUCCUCUCCAGAACCCAGCAUGAGCACUGGAUGGCUUCAGACUCUUGGAGGAAGUAUUUAUAAAGGAAAAGAGUGGGAACUUCGCUGCAUCAAACAUAUCUGGCUUGGCUUGGCCUUCAGCCCACCACACAUCAUGGGCUGGCCUUUCCACAGGGGCUAGGCAACUAUACCAAGGGUGGAUAUAAAAGUCAGGAUCUGUUUUCCAUCCUCUGGCUAUGGCCAUUUUGACUCGAGAUACAGGAUGGAGGAACUGAAGGAUGCAGAUAUAAUCACUUAGGUUCAUUCGGUCUUUUCCCAAAGUUUAUGAAGUGGUAAAGUUGGUGGUGCUGUAUAUCUGAGAGGAGUGAAUUUGACCUUAGUUUUGCCUUUCCUUUCUCUCUGAAAGCAGCCAGUCCAGUUUAUGGAAAUAACCUUCAUGCUUUUGACUUCCUACAGGAAAAGUAUUUUCCUCCAAAGAGAUGAAUGAGCUCCAUAAGGCGGAACUGCCACUCCUUCCGUUGAGUCGGCAACUUAUGAAUCCAAUAGAGUGGUUAAAAAUUCCAGCUGGAUACAUAGAAAGUGAGAUUCGUCAAAAGAGCCGGUAAAGUUUGUCACUGCUUUUUAAAGAAAUUCUCUUUAUUCCAUAUUUCGCACAAGAGGGGAAGUAGAGCUGUUUUAUGCACUUACCAUGGAACAUGUGAAUAACAUAGCCAGUGCUUUUAAUUUAAAAGCUUAAAUGUGUGCAUGCUUUCUUUUCCGUUGAAGAAGGGGCUGUUGGUUACACCUAAGGCAGGGAUGUCCAACCUGUACUUUGUGAUCUACCAGUAGAUCCCUGGCUGAUCCUGGUAGAUCGCGGGAUCCUUAUCAUGUACAAAAAAUUAUGGGAGAGAAGCUAAAAAACUGUGCAAUCCUCCCCCAAAAAGCUCAACAACUCUGGGCAGUCCACCCACCCCACGCAUGUUCCUCCUCCCUCCCAUGAUAAUGGGUAGAUCACUGCCAGUUUUUUUAUACUGGGAGUAGAUCACAGUCUCUUGGGAGUUGGACAUGCCUGACCUAAGGUGUUUCAUCAUCUGAACUCUCCAUCUUCUAAAUGCUGUCAUAAAUGCAUUCAUCUGUACUGUUUCCCCCCCUGAAACCAUCAUUAACCAGGAAUUGCCUGGCAUUUCCUUGUUUGACCAGUACUCACUCAUUAUCCGUUUGUUUAUAGAUGUGGCUCUUUGAGGAAGUUGACUACCUUUUGAUUUUUAUCUUUAGUCUACUUUCUGAGAGUGGGCAGGUGUUUUGCCUGUUUGUGAGGGUAGGGAGUAUCACCAUUUUUAGUAGCGAUUGCCUUCCACUGCGUGUUUUUCAGUUUUCUCAAUUGAAUUUGCAGACAGCCCUUUGCGCCUCAGUUUUCAAAUGUUUCGGAACUUGAACAGUCUUUCGGAACAGAUUACGUUCAAGAACCGAGGUACCACUGUAGUGGUUUUAUGGAAAUAAUCUAUUUCCAAAGCCAGGACUGCAGAGUCUUCAGGUUUUGGGCAAAUGUUGGCAAAUGUUCUUAUGAACCAGUGGCUCAGUCAUAAUAAAAUCUAUUGGAGAACUCUGCAUCAACAGAAAUCUAGUGUACAGAUCAAGGGAAGUUGUAGUACUGCUCUACUCUGCCUUGGUCAGAGUACACUUGGAGUGCCGUGUCUGGUUCUGGGCUAUUGACAAGCUGGAACAUGUGCCCAAGGUGAUCCAGGGUCUGGAAACCAAGCCUUAUGAGGAAUGGUUGAAGGAGCUCGGUAUGUUUAGCCUGGAAAAGAGGAACCUGAGAGAUAUGGUGGCUGUCUUCAAAUACCCAUGGUAGAUGGAGCCAGCUUGUUUUCUGCUGCUCCGGAGGGUAGGACUCAAACCAAUGGAUUCAAAUAAGAAAGGAGAUUCCAACUAAAAAUUAUGAAGAACUUUCUGAACAUACGGGCUACCUUGGAAGAUGGUGGCCUCUCUUUCACUGGGGUUUUUUAAACAGAGGUUGAACGAUCAUCUGUCAGGGAUUCUUUAGCUGUGAUUUCUGCUUUCCAGGGGGUUGGACUGGAUGACCCAUGGGGGGUUGCCUUCCAACUCCACAAUUCUAUGAUUCUAAGGAUCUGGAAGUGCUUCACGUGACACUCUAUGGCUUGGAAAGUCCCUCUCCCCCUACCCUUGGAGGUGGAUUGCAGUGCUGGUCCCUGAGACUUGGUUACAGCUUGCAUUUGAACCCAUGUUCAAAUUGUGUAAGUUAAACACACACGUGUUUAACUUAUACAGUUUCACAGAAGGUGGCAAGCUUAAAAGCUCCUUUUGCAUAGGGUUUUCCUGGCAUGGAUUAUUAUUUUUAAAAAAAAUUUAAAUUAAUUUUCAUUUAUAAUAAUCCAAUAAAAACCACAUUAAUACAGUACUAAAUUAUAAUACAGUUAAAAAAGCCAAUUAUCCAAUACCAAAUUAAAUAAUUUUGAAUGACUUCCUGUGUUCUGGAUUUCGGGGAAUGAUGUUCUUAUUUCGUCCUGCUCCAAUACUCUUAGAUAGUUCAAAUAUAACAGUUCCGAUCUUGAUCCUUUAUUUUAAUAGCCACUGAUCUGAUGACUUUCAUUCAUAUUUAACUGUUCCAUAUCCAUUAAUUUUGCAAUGGGAGUUUUUAUCCUGUAAAUUUCUGUGUGAAAUGUUUGUUUUACGUUCGUCUUUACUCUUCAUGUUGUAAUCCAUCCUCAGCAUUUCCCUUCACUUUCUGUCAAGGACUGCAAUUCUCACUGUGUCACACACCAUUUUACUUAUCCUUCAAGACAAAGAGAAGUCUGGCAUCUCGCCAUAGCCCCGGGCAGAUAUCCAGAAUUAACUUCUUUGAUCCCUCUCCUAUCCGUUAAUAAGCUGGUAUGUUGCUGAAGCCAUGAUAAGUCAGAACCAAAGCCCUCUUUACCAUUCCGUAGGUCAAUGCCACAAAUCAUUACAAUGUUUUCACACAGUUCAAUUCUUGCAAUUAAUCCGUAAAAAUUAUGAAGUUCUCGUUAAUUCCCUCUUGCAUUUUUUCAAUCCAUUAACAAUUAAUACUUCAGGGGAGGCUUGCUGAAUCAUAAAACAGCAAAUAUAAUGUAUAUAAAGAAAGGGUAAAGGCUCCCCUCCCCCUACAUACCAUGUUACGAUGGUUACCAGUUACGAUGAAAAUCCUUGGCACUCAGUGGCUGAUUCAUUUAGCAGGUUAUCUUGUCCCCUUAGUCCAGAACACACCUGUUACUUAGAUCCAAAUCCAUCCUAAGAAACAGAACCUCUGCUCAUAGUGACUGCGUUGGAGUUUCUGAUAUAUGCGUUACUAUGCACUCAGCGUCCCCUGCCUCCCACAUUCCACCGGAACAAGAGGCAGGUAUCAGACGAUCUGCGAGUGAAAGCUCACACACACACCGUGAAAGCUCACACACACACCCCGGCUUGGGGUGGGGGUGGGGCUUGUAAGGAUAAUUACUCUCAAAUUAUCCUUAAUUAGCUGCAUGAGCGAUCUCCGCUAGCGUGGGAGACAUUUUUCACCAUGGCAGAAAGCAUCGGAAGUGGAAACAAACUUUUUAAGUUCUCUGCCUUCCUUCCUAGGCGGUGGGAGACUCUCGUGAGAUCUCUUCAGUCUUGUGAAAUCUCAUGAGACUUUCAGAAACCAGUAAGCAAGGUAGAUAACUUAAAACUCUAUGCUUUGCUUGAGGGAGUUUAGUCUUGUUUGGUGCACUGACUCUGGAAGGUCAUCCUAGAGGUCAUCUCAAGAGGGCAAUGAAUGGAAUUGGGGGCCUAGUGUGAUCCUUCUUCUCUCCCUUUUUCAUAAUUUAGAGUGAGAGACUUUUAAAAGUGGCAAGGGUAAUUUCCUCUCUCACCCUACUAGUUUAAUCCCCAUUACACCCAUCUAGUAGGUAAAUGUCCUUGUCAAAGUGAUGUUUUUCCAUUGUGAAAGGUUCUUUUUAUUACCAACCUGGCCGCUCUCUUUCUGGAAAAGUGCUUUCUUCCACAAAGAUUCAGUCACCCCAACUACAGCAGAGCACCUUUGACUAUAAAGUACAUAGUCCCAGGUUUCCCAGUUUUUUUUGUAGGGACAACAGAAGUAUGCAGGGCAGGGAUGGGGAAUCUGUGGUUCCCCAGCUGUUGCUGGAUCACAACCCUCUUCAUCCUGAGCAUUGGCCAUGCUGGCUGGAGCUAUUGGGAGUUGGACUCCUAACUGGCCUAGGCAUAUUUCCAUAGCAGGUAGACACACUUGCAAUCUCAUCCUUCGGAAACAGGGGAGGGAUGUGAGAAGAGUAGACCCUCGGCAAGGUGAGUGGUUCCUAUUCUCCUUCUUCUUUUUUGUAGGAAGGCACAUAAGAGAGCUAGGAAAGGUAAAGAACAAGCGAGAACACGAAAGAAGAAAAAUAUCCUAGCCAGUAGGGGCUCACCAACCGGGAAAGCCAGGAGCCCUGAGAGGAACCUGCUCCCCAGUCUGAAGCAUGGACUGGUCUUGGCCUAACCCCACUCCUCCUGCCAGCAUUAUAGCCGUCUGCCUUCUAAGACAAGGGAAGGAGAUGGCCCACUGAAGAUGAUUUUCCUACCACUCCACCCCUAAUAGAAUAGCUGUGUGGUGUUCACCAGUAUAUCUACACGUUAACAAGGUUUUGUUCUCAAUGUCAAUGAAGUGGAAAGGGAAUGUUAAGAGUACUGGUCCGUUUGCCAUUUUACAUUUUAUUCUGAGUGUCACACAGUCUCAACACAGCAGUGUACAUCUGUUGCAGCAGCAGUAAGCAUUAGUGCCUGAUAAUGGUCUAAUUUCAUUCUGUUAAAAGGAGAAAAAUGCGCACAUCUAGAAACCUGACUUCUGUGGAUUUCAAGAGGUAGGGGGACCCGUCCUGGCUUCUGCUGAACGAGAGAUGGCUCUGCCAGGAAACCAGAUUUCACCCGCAUGCCCUGUCUUUUGACAAAUCAAAUACUAACUGGCUCAUCAGUUUGGAAACCAGCAAUAAAAUCUGCUUCCCAAUGAUAUGCCUUUGAAAUGGAUUCCUUAUCUAAGAUGCAAACCAAAAGCAGUGUGGAUUCUGAGCCACAGUUAGCAGGAUAGAGCCCCAGCUAUUGCAUUAGAUUAGACAGAGAUAGCUCAGGAAGAUGCAUGGCAAGCAACAGCAGUGAUAUAUUUAUUCCCCCAAGUUAGGAGUUCUACCCUGUGUACAGCACUUUUUUACUUUUGAGUAUAGCAGUGCCGUACAUAUGAAACAUCCUAGAACAAAUAAAACUGUUUCUGUCUGGCAUAAUGUUCCAGGAACACAUGGAUUAAGUCCUUUACAGAUGUGCACAAACCUGAGCACUAUAGCCGUUACUGAUUCUGGCCACAGCACAAUAACAUAAAGCACAAACCUAUUAACAGUAGGGAAUCCUCCUGCACAGAAGUGGGUUUGAAACAUAGCGAGGGAUAUAUUGCACUCUUAUAUGUAGACAACUAAAUGCACUAUUUAGUUGAAGACAAUACUAUGGUUUCAUCUUUCAUAAAAUCUACCUUCCAAAAAGAGUGGGGCUUGCGUAGAAGAAGAUGCUUUUGGUGUAGAUCAUCCACUUACCUUGCUGCAGUUGGUUCAGUUGAAAAGCAGAGGGGGGCAUUAUACCAAGUAUUAUGCACUGGUAUCUAACAGCUGGUAAUGUUGACCUUGUGUGACCCAAAACCAGGUCCUAAAAGGUUACUGAUUUUGUAAGAAACAGUCAGUCAAGUUAUUAAGGAUGCAGUACUCUUAGACAGUUGUUAGUCCCUUGCAAAAAUGUGAAAGAUACCAUUUACUCAGUCUGAGAUCCAGUUGGCAUGACCAUCGCAGCUGUACAAAAUAGAUAUAUAAAGGAGCAGUAGCAACAGCUGAUAAACAGAUUGAGACAGUCCAGCCAGAACUUGUAUCAUCUACCAGGAGCAAACAUCUGAUAGUUGGACAGACCCAUCACGCCCCUGGUGUAUGAAACCAAUGAAUGAAGAUGGCAGUUUGGAUGAACGCUGUAGAGUGUCUACUAAGGAACUUUGCUCUCUCCAAGAUAUUAUCCUGAAGUGUGUCAAUUGUUGAGAAAUUUUUGCAGAUGCCUUGCAACACACACACAAUUUAGGCAAACUAGUUGAAAUGAUUAAUAGUGGUAUUAUUAAAAUAGUAAUAUUGAAGGCCUUUGUUGCUUUAAAAUUUGUACCAAUUCAUCUGUUUAUUCAUUGCAGAAGUGUGGUGAUUUUGUUAUAUUUCAAGUAUGUAUUGAGUUAGAUGUAGAUACUUGCUCAAGUAAAUGUGAAAUAGCUGUUUGUUUUUAUUCCUGCCCAGGAAAAGUUGUCACAAGCCAGUUUUUGGAAUGUGGGAUCUGACUUUGAAUUGAAUAUAUGCUCUAGGAAAAUCACAUUAAAAUAAAAUAAAAUAAGAUAAGAUAAAAAUGGAAAUAAUUAAACACAGAAAACUUUUAUUCAGGUCAAGUUUGCAAUUCUGUUAAAACUUGUUAAGCAAUAUAGCACCUAAAGGAUACAACUCCACUAACUUUGCACUGAAAGCAGUACUUAAAUAGCAGAGAGAGGAGUCAAAAAUGCAGAGGUCCUGCCUAUUUGUCCAAUGCCUGAAACUGGCAACUUCUGCUGCCAGCCUUUUUGUACUUCUUCUACAAGGUGCAGCUGUGCUACAGGUCUUUUGCACAGGAGAACGAUCCAGUGGGCACUUUUGCCUCUUCGCGUCCAAGAGGACGAUCUGUCUUGCUGAAUAUAUAAUUCCAUUGUAUCCUAUGAGCAGUACCCGUAACAAGUAUGAUUUACAUUUUGUUUAUAUUUUCUUGAAUGUAGUUCCUGUGUUUUUCACAUUCAGAGGUACAAUAAAAUAUGCUUUUUAAAAUCAGUAUGCCUCCAUUUGAAUCUAGACGAAUCAUUUUAAUAAGCUCAUUUUAUUCUCUAUGCCGAUCCAAGGGUGAUGUAACCUUCACUGCCUUGGGCCCAUUGGCGAAGCUUAAAGGUGCACAUUUUACGGGCAUCUUCCAGGAAACCCAAGUAUUUAUUUACAUAAAUAUAUUAAACAAAUCACAUGAAACGUAUUCAUGAUUAUCA